Messenger RNA from Puntigrus tetrazona (Sumatra barb), 2422 nucleotides. RefSeq names its product pseudouridine synthase 7 (gene pus7). Gene Ontology annotation, biological process: pseudouridine synthesis. Gene Ontology annotation, cellular component: nucleus. Gene Ontology annotation, molecular function: pseudouridine synthase activity; RNA binding. The record is from RefSeq and is a predicted model, not a curated record. NCBI's taxonomy places the organism in Eukaryota, Metazoa, Chordata, Actinopteri, Cypriniformes, Cyprinidae. The transcript has 18 exons. Bases 196 to 2073 code for a protein of 625 amino acids.
UGACAAGUCUGUUAGGGGGCGGGUCUUUGUGUAGGAUUCGUUUCCGGGGCAUGCGAGAGUCAAACGCACGUGUGGAUGUUUUGCGGAGCGGUUCGUGUCGUGUGAUCGCAAUAUUUUCCUUCUCGUUUAGUCUUUAAGCGCAUUUUUUCUGCUUUCGAAGAGCCGACUUUCAGACACUCUACGAUCUCAGGCCCGAUGGAGCAGACCGAGGCUCUGGCCGGAGAGAAACGCUCCUUCCCCGAAGAGCAUCCGGAUCACGCCGCCAAGAGACUCCGAGUGGAAGAGGAGGAGGAGGAGGAGAGCCGAGGAGGAGAUGAGGAAGAGGAGCUGUGUGAGGAGGAGGAGGAGGAGAGCUUCGCUGAUAUGAUGAAGCACGGACUCAGUGAAGCAGAUGUGGGCAUUCUCAAGUUCAUCAGUGAACACACUGGCUUCUCCGGGAUCCUAAAGGAGAGGUACUCAGACUUUGUGGUGCAUGAGAUUAAUAAAGAGGGCAGGACGGUUCUUCUGGAUGAUCUGAGUGUUCCUGCUGAUCCCGAGCAGGACGAGCCUCUGGAGUGUGCUUCAGUAGACUCUCAGACUCUGACAGAAGAGCAGAAGAAGCAGCUGGAGGAGCUUCAGCUCUUCAAGAACAAAGAGGCCAGCGUGGCCAUCGAGGUGCAGCAGGAUUCGAAGGAAAAGCGCACUCUUCUGCACAGAGCUGUGAAGACGCUGUAUCCCGGCCUGGAGACCAAGACCGAGGACAGAGAAGGGAAAAAGUUCAUUGUGGCUUAUCACGCUGCUGGGAAGAAAGCGUUGGCAGAGGUCCGGCCCUCGGCAGCCCCUCGAAAGCAUUCAUGGCCAAAGAAUCGUGGAAGUUUCUGUCAUUUUGUGCUCUAUAAAGAGAACAAGGAUACCAUGGAUGCCAUCAACCUCCUGUCCAAGUUCCUCAGGGUCAGACCCAACAUGUUCUCCUACAUGGGCACCAAAGACAAGAGGGCCAUCACGGUGCAGGAGAUUGCAGUGUUAAAGAUCAGUGCUGAGAGACUGUCUCACCUCAACAAGUGCCUCAUGAACCUGAAACUGGGAAACUUCAGCUAUAAGAAUCAUCCAUUAAAGCUAGGAGAACUGCAGGGAAACCACUUCACAGUGGUUCUCAGGAAUAUCUCUGGCUCUCAGGAGCAGGUGGAGCAGGCCAUGACUUCACUCAAAGAAACUGGCUUCAUCAACUACUACGGCAUGCAGCGCUUCGGCACCACAGCCAUUCCCACACACAGAGUUGGCAGGGCGAUUCUUCAGAACAAUUGGAAGGAAGUCGUGGAUCUCAUCCUGAAACCUCGUGCUGGAGCUGAGAAGAGCUAUCUGGUGAAGUGCAGAGAGGAGUGGGCUCGCACUCAGGACCCUGAGGCGGCGCUAAAGAAGCUGCCGGUCAAACGCUGUGUGGAGGGUCAGUUACUGCGAGGCCUGGCCAAGUACGGAAAAAACAACAUUAUAACAGCCUUUGGACUGAUCCCUCGCAACAACAGGCUAAUGUACAUCCACAGCUAUCAGAGUUAUGUCUGGAACUGUAUGGUCAGCAAACGCAUGGAGGCCUUCGGGCUCAGAGCCGUGGAGGGAGAUCUGGUUCUCAGAGGAGGCUCAGCCUACGUUCUGUCCACUGAAGAGGCAGAGAAACACUCCAUUCAUGAUGUGGUGAUGCCACUUCCGGGGUUUGAUGUCAUUUAUCCCACUCAUAGUGUGGGUCAAGGGUACAGAGACAUGAUGAGUGCUGAUGACCUGGACAUCGAUAACAUGAGGCACAAGGUUCGAGAUUAUUCUCUGGCUGGCGCUUACAGGAGGAUCCUAAUCCGCCCCAGAGACGUCAGCUGGGAGCUGAUCCAGUACAAUGAUCCACGAGUGCCUCUCGUUCACACAGAUGUUGAGAAAUUAGAAAACGCUCCGGCUCCGGUCUACCUCAAAGAGGGGAAGUAUCAAGCCCUGAAGAUGGAGUUUUCUCUGCCAUCCUCCACCUAUGCCACGAUGGCGGUCAGGGAAGUGUUAAAGAUGGACACCAGCAUCAAGAAUCAGACUCAGCUCAACAGCAUCUGGCUGAACUGAUUAUCACAAACACUCUCUGUAUGUUUCACUAGCUGUAUUCUGCUCGUGUUAUAUUGCUGAUAAAGUCUUGAUUAUGUCAUAUUUGUCAUUUUGACACCAUGAAAAAGCUACAGCACAGUUUUCAGUUUAAUCAGUUUUAGUGAUUGUUUUUAAUGUUUUUAAUGCUCUACCAGAGUAUUAAGACAUUUUCUACACAUUUUUAGAGCUAUAGCAUAAACCGAACAUUUAGUAUGAACAUGUUCUGGCUCUUGUAACAUAAAUUUAGCUCUUCAUUAUUGUAUUUUUCGAUUCCUGCUGAAUAUCCAAUUAGUGUAAAUAAUUUUGAAUCUGAAUAAAUGAAACUGCCCGA